AUGCCUACCCCAGUACUGAAACACGCUGCAGUCGCCUGUGCGGCAGCUCUCUUCGGAGAUGAGAAUGACGAGUACGCCAAAGCCAGCCUUGAAAUCGGUCACAGACGUGCUGCCCUUGCAAUUUCAUCACUGCGAUCAUUCCAAAUAUCAAACGAGCAAGACGUAGCCACACUACUCAUUCUUGGUGUUGCAAUGGUUACAUUUGCAAUGCAUGUAUCUGACGGUCAAGCAUCUUUGAUCUCACAUUACACCUUGAGUCUUAUUAAGCCACUGGCUCAUACCAUGUAUACAAUGCACUCCUCUUUGAUCGACUACUGGAUGUGCUUGGUGUGCACUGAGACCUCGGAGUGUCUGUUGAAGUCUGAGGUUCCAAGUAUGAGAGUCGAUCCUUGCAAGCGCACGCACGAGGUUGAUCGUUAUCUCGGUUUAAGCUCGUCGAUAUUCGCACACUUGUAUGAUAUCUGCGAGGCUGGGAACUCCCUCAAAAAUGCGUCCAUGGCAACAGCUGCAAACGUUAUGGAGCGCUUGGCUUUUAUCAAAGUUGCGGUGGAGCAGUGGCAUACAAACCCUCCUUCCAACUUCCUUGAUCAAUAUACCCAAGUUGAAGUGGUCAGUAUGCUUUCUCAAGCGAAGAUAUUUCGCUUCGCUGCUUUACUGAUAAUUCAUCGCCUACAAUAUCCUUAUGGCGAACAAGACCGGGAGGCUUAUGUGCUAAGUCGUGCUAUUAUUGACGAGUUUGAUAUGGUUCUUCAAAUUGCUCAACGCUCCGUUCCAUGUACCACGCUUCCCUAUCUCGCCGCUUGUUUUGAGAUCAUAGUAUCAGAUUCCAGGGACGCGGCCGUCAAAAAAAUGAAGGAUAUUGUCACGUUCUCCAGACAAUCACGCGUCCUAUUUGAGAAAACCUUGAGCUCGGUCUGGGAAGCAAGAGAUCAUGGAUAUCAUUUUCACUGGUUUGAAAUUGGUCGAUAUGCGGCUAUAGGUGCACCUGGAAAAUGA
Messenger RNA from Penicillium manginii, 996 nucleotides. RefSeq lists its product as uncharacterized. The transcript has a single exon. NCBI's taxonomy places the organism in Eukaryota, Fungi, Ascomycota, Eurotiomycetes, Eurotiales, Aspergillaceae. The coding region runs from base 1 to 996 and encodes 331 amino acids. The record is from RefSeq and is a predicted model, not a curated record.